This is a messenger RNA of Salmo salar (Atlantic salmon), 4959 nucleotides long. Its product is annotated as voltage-gated potassium channel KCNC2. The record is from RefSeq and is a predicted model, not a curated record. Gene Ontology annotation, cellular component: axon terminus; presynaptic membrane; neuronal cell body membrane. NCBI's taxonomy places the organism in Eukaryota, Metazoa, Chordata, Actinopteri, Salmoniformes, Salmonidae. Gene Ontology annotation, molecular function: protein binding; delayed rectifier potassium channel activity. Gene Ontology annotation, biological process: protein homooligomerization; action potential; potassium ion transmembrane transport.
UGACCUGUUGAGAACACUCACGUUCAACAUCUUAUUUCGGCGAAUCAUAAAAGCUGAAAAAAGUUGCACUAGUUAUUCGUUGGCAGAGAUUUAAACUAUUUUGAUUGCCAAUCCAAAUGUAAUGAGUGAUCGUUGCUACAUAGCAACAUGAGCACGUGUGAGAGGAUCGCUAGUAACACGGACGCACACACACACUAUAGCAACAGACAACCUGUGUGCAGAAAGGGAGAGGGUGUGCCCUUGACGUCGUUUCUCGUCAAAGACUCACAUUUCGGAGAGAACCAUAUCCAGGUUUGCUUACUUGCUAUUCACCACGGCAUGGCAUGACCUUAACAAAAAGGGCACAGAGCUCAAGGUUACAAAUCAAUAACUGGAAUGGUUUCGUUUGACUUCAUCUGUCCAAGUGUUGAGCGGAGAAGAGAGUAAAGACACCCCCAAGGCACACAUCACCAGCGCUGCCUGUGCUUGGAGCUACUGGCUGACAGAUCCUUCGCACAAGGAGGAACUAGAGGGAGUCUUACAAGCGAUAAGAUCCUCUCUUCCAAACCACCAACAACGAUGAGAUUGGUAAAGCACUUUCACCAAGCGUAAUGAGAGCUCCAGGCUGAAUUUGGAGUGGCUGCUCUCAGCUGAAUCCAAAAGGGCUUUCGUGAGAUUUUCUAACCCAACUGGGUGUGUACAGCACCGUGCCCGUUGUUACUCUGGACUGCACUCGAUAUACCUUAUUUACCAAGUCAUGUCUUAUACAGAGCGAUGGGUAAGUUCGACGACAACGAGAGGAUAAUCCUCAACGUUGGGGGAACCAGGCACGAGACGUACAAGAACACGCUGAGGACACUGCCGGGGACUCGGCUGGCCCUUCUUGCCUCCGAUUCUGACAUCGAGUCCGUUUUGGAUCAGCUGCAACAAGUCCCCGGCUUCAUAGAGUACAACACGCGGAACAACGAAUACUUUUUUGACCGCCACCCAGGGGUAUUCGCUUAUGUCCUUAACUACUAUCGAACCGGGAAACUCCAUUGCCCAGCAGAUGUUUGUGGUCCGCUGUUCGAGGAAGAGCUGUCCUUCUGGGGAAUCGAUGAGACGGACGUGGAGCCUUGCUGCUGGAUGACCUAUCGCCAACACAGGGACGCCGAGGAGGCGCUCGAUGUGUUCGAUAUAAACGUUGACAAUGGAGACGACGACGAAGAGACGGGGAAAAGACUCGGCAUUGAGGACGUGGUUGAUCCUAAUAUCAGCCGCUGGAAAAAGUGGCGACCUGUGAUUUGGAAUCUAUUUGAGGAUCCCUAUUCUUCCAGAGCUGCAAGGUUUGUGGCCUUUGCCUCCUUGUUCUUCAUCCUGGUCUCGAUCACCACCUUCUGCCUGGAGACCCAUGAGGCAUUCAACACCAUCACCAUCAUCAACAAGUCUGAGGCGGUGCUCAACGGCAGCCUGCCGGACCUGGGUCCUGAUUACAUUAUCGAGACGGACCCGGCACUCACCUACGUGGAGGGUGUCUGCGUUCUUUGGUUCACCCUGGAGUUCAUGGUGCGUGUCAUCUUCAGCCCAGACAAGCUGGAGUUUGUUAAGAGCCUGCUCAACAUCAUCGACUUUGUGGCUAUCCUGCCUUUCUACCUGGAGGUAGGCUUGAGCGGGCUGUCGUCUAAAGCAGCUAAGGACGUCUUGGGUUUCCUCAGAGUGGUAAGGUUUGUCAGGAUCCUGCGUAUCUUCAAGCUGACGCGACACUUUGUGGGGCUGCGGGUGCUGGGUCACACCUUGAAGGCUAGCACCAAUGAGUUCCUCCUCCUCAUCAUCUUCCUCGCCCUAGGUGUGCUUAUCUUCGCCACCGCAAUCUACUACGCCGAGCGCAUCGGCGCCAACCCCAACGACCCCACGGCUGGCGAACACACCAUGUUCAAGAACAUCCCAAUCGGCUUCUGGUGGGCCGUGGUCACCAUGACCACGCUGGGUUACGGUGACAUGUACCCGCAGACGUGGUCGGGCAUGCUGGUGGGCGCGCUGUGCGCCCUGGCGGGCGUGCUGACGAUAGCCAUGCCUGUGCCCGUCAUCGUCAAUAACUUUGGAAUGUACUACUCGCUGGCCAUGGCCAAGCAGAAGCUUCCCAAGAAGAGGAAGAGGCACAUCCCCCAGGUCGCACUGGGGGGAUCCCCAACCUGCCUCAAAGUAGACCUCAACACCCCCUGCAACAGCUCCCAGGGGGACCUCUGCAACAUGCAGGGGAGCAGGGUGCUGGAGCGCAACCAAUCAGUGCUGUCAGGGGACGGCAGUGGAGGCAGUGAUCUCACCAUGUCCCCCAGCACAGAGGAGAGGGUCCCCAUGCGCAGGUCCAGCUCCCCAGAGCAGGAGCGGAGGAGUGGGGGGACGUGCUUCCUGCUGGCUGCCAGUGACUACACCUGCCCUGCCGACGGUGGGGUCAGGAAGACAGAUAACUGCAAAGAGAUUGUCUUUACUGGUUUCACGCAAGCAGAGAGCAGCAUUCUUUAAUUGCUGGGGAUAGGCACAUCCCUGGCGGAAAGGUAACAUUGUCAUUCUGGAUGGCAUGUGAGCUGCCUGCUGAACACUGUGCUGCUGAUCCCUGGUGGUCACCUCUGGCUAAUGGCCUUUUGUUUUAGUGUGUGUGCAGAAGGGGGUAAUUCAACAAUUGUCACGGAAAUGACACCAGCACCCACUCUGCAUCAUGACUCAUGGCUUUAUACACACAUGCGUACAUGUGCACUCAUAUACACACACACACACACACACACACACACACACACUUAGACACACACACACAUUUCUGUAUAUUCUUUAAAAGACAGCAGGAAUGCCUUUGAUGGUCCUAUCAAACCCGAGCCUUUGUUUUAUUAAUAGCGAUGUAAUUCAUUAUUGAUGAGAGAAUUUACUACUCACAUAAAUUGUUGCCGAUGCUAACAGGUGUGUCGCACGACAGAGGACAUUACCAUUCAGCAACGUGCCUCAGCCAAUCCUUUGUCUAUACUAGUAGCAGGAAGGUUGCUAAGCAACUGGCACAUAGUCAGACGCAUCUCACAGUUGCUGAACACACAAACUGUCUCCUAAUUAAAACGAAAAGCUCACGACCAGCGCUUUCCAUAUUUCUAUAUAAAAAUAAUUAUUGAAUCACCCCCCCUCCCAUUGCAAUACUGUGCAUUGAUUGAGCAUUUACGAUCAUGACUUCAUAGAAUGCCAUCAAUUUGUAUAUAUUCAUCUUUACAUAUAAACUGUAAAUGAGAAGCAAAUAUCUGAACACAAAAAUAGCAUGAAUCUGCAUGUGGUUAUUGGUAUAAUGACUAUAGAUUAUUAUCAUUAGAGAGACGCAUUUCUGAUAUUUAGAGAUGUGACCUGCUUUACAUUCUGUUUAGCCGUUUACGUGUCCUAUUGGAAUGACGGCAGUCAUCAGCCAAUCAGUGGACUAACAAGACCUAUUGGUGUGUGGAUCCUAUUGGAUCACACAGCGUCACUCAAGGAUGUGAACCAACCAGAACACUCACAUCGGUGAAGGAUUGUUGACUGACAAGCGUCAGGUCCAAUGACGCUGCCUGGGAAAACAGGAACUGUCCAAGACUGAGGUCAAUUGGAAUUCUGGGAAUAGAUGGGACAGGGAAAGUUGUCUUUUUCCCAGAUUCUCAAUGUCAUGGAUAUUGAGUGAAGCAUAAAACUGUCACAAGAGAAAAAAAAAUACCCUUCUUGGAAGACGAGGCUAGCUGCUUUAUUUAGAUAUUGUAUUUGUAAAUAAUAACAUAAUACAGCACAUGGGUCAAGAAGCUCCUCUCUCUCUCUCAUCUGUCCUUUGGAUUGCAAGCCAGGUAAAAGGGUCAUGCUUAGAGCUCCAUAUCAAUCACUCUCCAUGGUAUCCCUCCUCGCAAUACGUGUUAUUAAGAUGCAUCAGUUGAGGCACUAUGUGUUCUGAAAAUGGAGUGUAUUAAUAUCUGAAUUCUGCUUAAUAUACAGUACAGAGAGAAUAACGUGGGAUAAAUUGAAUAAAUGUGACAUACGGUUUCAUCAAUGCUUUUGUUUCCCGUAGACGUUUUGGUGGAUUCCAUGUCAUUGCUGUGGUGUGUGUUUACAUGCGUGUGUUUUGAACUCCAGGGUAACAUCUAGACAACAUGCUGUUGUAAAGCAGAAAAAUGAAAACCUAUAAGAAACCCGUUUCACUCUUCCAGCUAGUUUGAACACAUAGAACGAGGAAGCUUAAAGUACCCUGUAGAGAUGUGUUAUCCUGGACACCAUACCCCAACAAUCAGAUACAAUUUGCAAUAAUGACACCCAAACGAAAGGCACCGAUUUGCACUGUGAUUUUAGCUACCUGCCACAAGAAAUGAUACACUGGUCUAGUACAGCCUAUAUAACAGGACAAUGCUAAAGCACCCCUCCAUUGACUUGAUAGUGAGGGUUGAUUUUGACCAUCAGUAAUUGGGGGAUUGGAAUACUGUGACCCCCCCCCACACACACACACACACACACACACACACACACACACACACACACACACACACACACACACACACACACACACACACACACACACAACUCUCUGUGUAGUGCAUUGCUGCUUAACUCGUUGAAAUGUCAAGGGGCACCAAUCAGUAUCUAUUCUUCUAUGACAAAAGUGAUUUAAAUGUGUUUAUUUUUUGGAAUCCAGAACAUGUAAUUUUGUGUCUCUUGUGGAGUGCUUGGUUUACUUGUGAAAGUCAUGGUAGCCCAACACUGUGUUUCUCUCCAUUACGUCCGCAACUGUCACUUGGGCUUGAUCCAGCUUCAUGUUCUGUAUCUUUUAAUGUGAGGACAAUUCCAGUUUGAAGUCUGUAUUUGUGGAGCCAUUUGUUGGCAUUCUGAAAUGCAUGCUAUUAAAAAAAGAAAACAUGUCAAAUUGUAAAACAGGAUGACAACAUAUAUCACGUUCAAAGCGAUGUGUAAAAUGAAAUGCCAUGUGAGAAAAUCACAUAAACAUAUUUAACUUUUAAA